AGCACAUGGCAUGUAUAAACUUGUACCAAGGUUAUGGUGGCUGUUUUGUGUUUUUGACCGAUUAUUCUACUCUUUUUUAAUAAAAAUAUUUCCUUUAAGACAACCAAAUUGUAUUUGAUACGGGUCCAUUUAUAAACCGGAAAUAACCAAACACCAAUGGACAUUAGCAGCGAAAGUUUCAACUAUUAUAUAAAUGUGAUUUUGUCAAAUAACACAAAUGUUUCACACCUAACAUUAAGCACUUUUAUGAGAGUUCUUUCUCUUCCCUCGGUACACUACACGAAAACAUGAAGACACGAAAACACUGCUCCGAAUCUGACCGGAUGCGCUGAUGUAGUCGCGUCGCGAUUGUUGAAACUGGAAAAGAUGUAAAUCCAAACCGGCGUACACCAAGAUGAAAUACUAUGAAGCCACAAUUUCCUUGGAAGACAGAAACGACACACCCAACGACUGGCGGAAGGACAACCAAUCUUGGGACGAAAAGAUUCAAUUUUUAUAUGAAACAAAAUAUGGGUGCGAUGUCAAUAUCAAAAUUAAGAAUAAAGAAGGGGAAGAGAUUUUUCAGGCGCACAGAUUUGUAUUGAGUAUGUCAAGUAACGUCUUGGAAAAAAUAAUCAAUUCCGAAGUCUUUAAAAUCCCAGGGGACGCCACAAUAGUAUUCACAAAUAUCAGUCCGGAAGUCAUUGAUAUCUUUCUUAACUUUGUCUACACUAAGAACGGCAAACCUCAAACGAGCCUUCACGCUAUCGAACUGUACAGGAUUGCGGCUAAAUUGAACGUACCCGAUUUGAAAGAUAUCGCUCGAAAAUAUAUCGAAAACAAUCUUGAUAUUUCUUCAAUUUUAGAGGUAUACAUUUUAGCAGAAAGUAACGACUUGGCCGAAUUGAAAAACCGUUGCGCUUCGAUAAUUCAAAAGCAAACAAAAGAAAUAAUUAAUGAACAUAACGUACUGAUGCUGGACGUAUAUUCUCUCAAUGCUAUUUUAGAACAGCCAGCACUCAAUAUUACAGAAAUCGAAUUGUUCAGGCUCGUACACAAAUGGAUGGUAUGCCGUAAACAAAAUGCAAUCAGAGCAGGCUGUGAAGAUCAUGAAGCGAGAAAGAAGCUCAAUAAUAGCUUAUUGGCAAGAUUUUGUUUUCUGAGUAUGACUGCCGAAGAGUUCUGCGAAGGGCCGAUGAAAACGCACCUUUUGCGCAAGGCGGACGAGCUCGCGAUCCUGGGUCACAUCUCUUCGAAGACUUGCACGAUCGGCUUCCCGGCCGGCUUCAACCGUCGACAACGGACAUACCUGGGUAAGUCAGACUCGCCGAAACGCGAUGAAGGAAAGGCGCGAAAGGAAUCGCCGAGGAAGAAGUCCGAGAUAAGUCCGAUAAAAUUGGGACUGAAAACUCCAAGCACGUACCGAAUAUACAAAGACGGAGACACCCCGCCUCCCACUAUAGGCCUUCAACGAAUACCGUCCGUCAUGCCGCCUAAGUUCAGAGAACUUUUGCCAAACGGCUCACCUAUGAGAAGAAGUAAAUAAAUAACCAUUUUUA
Cimex lectularius (bed bug) is the source of this 1538-nucleotide messenger RNA. RefSeq lists its product as uncharacterized. Lineage: Eukaryota; Metazoa; Arthropoda; Insecta; Hemiptera; Cimicidae. The transcript is spliced from 7 exons. Gene Ontology annotation, molecular function: protein binding. Gene Ontology annotation, cellular component: cytosol; P-body. Gene Ontology annotation, biological process: neurogenesis. Bases 395 to 1525 code for a protein of 376 amino acids. The record is from RefSeq and is a predicted model, not a curated record.